AUGACAAUAAAAGUAAAGAAGCGUCAAGCUGGAAAAGGUGGGAAGAAUGUUCAGAAUGGAGAAGGCACUUCCAAUGAGAAUGUGCCGGAGAAGCCAAGAUACUGGGAUCCAUUAUCUGACGGGGUGCGGUGGAUUGAAAGUUACGCAGAACCAAUAGAGAAGUUCUUCGAGAGAUUACCCGAGUUUAUAAGUACAUUUAUUGCUACAUUGGCUGUUUUUACAUUCGGCGCUACAUUGAGAGGAGAAUGGAUAGUAAUAUUAGUGACGGCGUUGAAGCAGAUCACUGGUCACACGCAGAGUGGGCAGAAUCUCACAACAGAAGAAAUUUACAAUCUGAUGACGCCGGAGAAUUUGAAAAUGACCAACUUUAGUGUCAUUUUCAUUUGGGCGCACGUUGUUUCCCUGAGCAUGUAUUUCUUAAUAGGCGGGUUUUUACACUGGUAUUUCUACAUGAAUAGAAGGCAUUUGGCACACGAGUGGAAACUUCAACCUACGAAAUGGCUCUCUCCUGAACUGGAACGGCACGAGAUCUUCGUUGGGACCUCCUCGCUCCUGAUCACUGGAAGCUUCUCUGCUGCUCUCGCUACUUACAUAUACAAUGGCAAUCCAUCCACGGUCUAUUACCAGUUCGAUGAGUACGGAUGGCUGUGGUUCUUCUUGCAAUUCCCCGUUAUCUUCAUUUAUGCGGACUACACAACAUAUAUACUUCAUCGGCUGUACCAUACUCCAUGGCUCUACAAGCACUUCCACAAGCUCCACCACAAAUACAAGCAGCCUACUGCCUUCUCCGUCACGGCCAUACAUCCAGUGGAGAUCAUGCAUAUUCAGCUUACUAUGUGUCUACCUUUGUUUACGGUUCCCACACAUUGGUUACCAUUCUAUGCUAUAGCGCUAUACAAUUAUUACCACGGAAUCAUCGAUCACUCUGGUAUUAACUUCAAAUCAUUCUGGUGGCAACCCUGGCAGCCCGACGCGGAGUUCCACGACAAACACCAUGAGUUCUUCCACUGCAACUUCGGUUUCAACAUGAGCGUUUGGGAUAGAUUACAUGGCACCAUGAGAAAGAAGAACUUCCUAUAUACCGAGGAUACGUACCACGGUGAAGCACCAGCGAUCGAUUCACCAGAAGCUAAAGCUCUCAUAGAGAAGGAUCCAGAACUUAAAAAAGAGUACCAAAAAGAGAAGAAGACUAAAUCUAAGACUGACCUAGAUACAGCUCGAUAA
Achroia grisella is the source of this 1224-nucleotide messenger RNA. RefSeq lists its product as uncharacterized. NCBI's taxonomy places the organism in Eukaryota, Metazoa, Arthropoda, Insecta, Lepidoptera, Pyralidae. The record is from RefSeq and is a predicted model, not a curated record. Gene Ontology annotation, molecular function: iron ion binding; C-4 methylsterol oxidase activity. Gene Ontology annotation, biological process: sterol biosynthetic process. The coding region runs from base 1 to 1224 and encodes 407 amino acids. The transcript is spliced from 6 exons.